CUUUUUUUCCAUCCCUUAUUGUUUACAAUUUGGGCGCACGUGCGAAAAACACGCGGAGGCUUAAGUUUUGCUUUUGGUAUAAAUAUUAUAAGCAAGCAUGCCGCCAGUUGCACAAGAGGGCAAUUGCCUCAUCUAUCGAGGUGGAAACUUUCUAAAGCAACGGCUUGUACUGUCCUGCCUCAGCGGCAAGCCAGUGAAAAUCACACAGAUUCGCGCCGAAGAUGAGCGUGCUCCCGGCCUGCGGGAAUAUGAGAUUAGUCUGAUUCGUCUGCUCGAUAAGCUGACGAACGGCACCAAAAUUGAGCUCAAUCCCGCUGGCACCAGUGUCAUGUUCAGUCCGGGUUUGCUCCAUGGUGGUCAAUUGCAUCACGAUUGCUGCGUGCAGCGCGGAAUUGGCUAUUAUUUGGAUGCACUGAUCGCGCUGGGUCCAUUCUGCAAAUUGCCCGUGCAUUGUACAUUGCGCGGCGUGACGAACAGCAAAGACUCACCAUCGGUGGAUCAUAUUAAGGGCGCUGCAUUGUCACUGCUGAAGCGAUUUCUAUUAGUCGACGAUGGAUUGGAUUUGCGUGUGGUGCGUCGUGGUGUUGCCCCGCUCGGUGGCGGCGAAGUGAUCUUCAGCUGUCCCGUUCGCAAGAGCCUGCGCGCCAUACAGUUCCAACAGCAAGGCAUGGUGAAGCGCAUCCGUGGCACAGUUUACGCCUGCAAAGUGUCACCGGCGAUGGCCAAUCGCACUGUGGAAUCGGCCAAGGGAUGCAUGCUCAAAUUUUUGCCAGAUGUGUACAUCUAUACGGAUCAGAAUCGUGGCAAAAUGUCGGGCAAUUCACCGGGCUUUGGCAUUUGUUUGCUGGCCGAGACUACAGAUGGUGUUUGCUUCGCUUCCGACUGCAUCUCGAACACCAAAGAGGAGUCGGAUACGCCUACCAUACCAGAGGAUUUGGGGCGAGAUGUCGCCAUGCGUCUGCUGGAUGAAAUCUAUCGCGGUGGCUGCUGUGAUGCCGCCUAUCAAUGGCUGGCCGCUCUCUACAUGGCCCUGGGCCAAAAGCACGUUUCUAAAUUUUUGACAGGUGCCUUAUCUACAUAUACCGUGCACUUUUUACAACAUCUGCGCGACUUUUUCUCCAUAACGUUCAAGCUGGAGAAUCCCGAGGCCGAUGACGACGAUGAUGACGAUGAUGUGCGUGGUGCCCAAAAGGUUCUAAUGACAUGUGUGGGCAUUGGCUAUACUAAUAUUAGUAAGCGUGUCCUGUAGACAUGCUCAAACGCAUAGCCAUAAUCUAGACACAUCGAUCUAAACAAUUAAAUUUAUUUUGUAUAUUGAAUGUAACAAUUAUAAUUAUAUACACAUAAUUGUAUAUGUAUAUGUAUGCAAAUGUAUAUAAUAUUAAGGCUAAAGUUCUUCAUUAAACCAUAUAUCUAUAUAUAUAUUAUA
Messenger RNA from Drosophila grimshawi, 1429 nucleotides. It is a transcript of the gene Rtc1, whose product is annotated as probable RNA 3'-terminal phosphate cyclase-like protein. Gene Ontology annotation, biological process: ribosome biogenesis; endonucleolytic cleavage of tricistronic rRNA transcript (SSU-rRNA, 5.8S rRNA, LSU-rRNA). The transcript has 3 exons. The record is from RefSeq and is a predicted model, not a curated record. The coding region runs from base 98 to 1249 and encodes 383 amino acids. Gene Ontology annotation, cellular component: nucleolus. Lineage: Eukaryota; Metazoa; Arthropoda; Insecta; Diptera; Drosophilidae. Gene Ontology annotation, molecular function: RNA endonuclease activity.